Trypanosoma theileri is the source of this 627-nucleotide messenger RNA. RefSeq lists its product as uncharacterized. Lineage: Eukaryota; Euglenozoa; Kinetoplastea; Trypanosomatida; Trypanosomatidae. Gene Ontology annotation, biological process: protein homooligomerization. The record is from RefSeq and is a predicted model, not a curated record. Gene Ontology annotation, molecular function: protein binding. The coding region runs from base 1 to 627 and encodes 208 amino acids. The transcript has a single exon.
AUGUCUCUGCAAGCAAUGAGCUGGAUUCAGAAAAACCUUGGUAUUGAUGUUACUGGGGAGUGGUCGCAACAAGUAUCUUUAAACGUUGGUGGGAUUGUUUUUCUCACCCGUCGUGCUACAUUUCAGUCUCUCAGUGAUCACCCUAUAUUUGGUCCUAUAGUGAAUGGCACGGCAAAACGUGGCGAAGAUGGAUGUUUUGUUAUUGACCGAGAUGGGGUGACAUUUCGAUAUGUUUUAAAUUUCCUGCGAAGUGGAUCUUUACUUUUGCCAGAAUCUUUUGAUGAAUGGGAUCAACUACUCGAUGAUGCGAGGUUUUUCCAACUGCAAAAUAUGGAAAAGGCAAUACUCGAUCGGUUUGAGUACCAAAGAUCUUUGUUUCGUCGUACUUUGCCACAAGCUGUUUUUGUACAUUGGCCAGUUUCAGGUAGCAGUGGCGAUAAGAUUGUGAUUGUACCUCAGUUACCUGCUUUGGUUGUUCCUGAGGAUGGAAAUGAGGUAAGUUACCAGGGGGAACUUUUACGAAGUAUUGAUGAACUUAUCACUACAAUGCUAUCGGCAUAUGGCUAUGUAAUCCAGCACUGGAAUGAAAAGGAAGGGAAGGUAUUUCUCACACUUGAUAGUGCAUGA